Messenger RNA from Daphnia pulicaria, 2217 nucleotides. RefSeq names its product serine/threonine-protein kinase PLK1-like. The record is from RefSeq and is a predicted model, not a curated record. Gene Ontology annotation, biological process: mitotic cell cycle; regulation of cytokinesis; protein phosphorylation. NCBI's taxonomy places the organism in Eukaryota, Metazoa, Arthropoda, Branchiopoda, Diplostraca, Daphniidae. The transcript has 10 exons. The coding region runs from base 198 to 1961 and encodes 587 amino acids. Gene Ontology annotation, molecular function: ATP binding; protein binding; protein serine/threonine kinase activity. Gene Ontology annotation, cellular component: cytoplasm; nucleus; spindle pole.
CUGCUGCAACUGUUAAAAGCUUCCCUUGAACGAGAGAAGACGUUCGUGUUGACCGUUGGUCCGAAAGUUUUUAAUUUAACUGCCAAUCUAUUCGAGAAUUAUUUUACACACUGUCUUGAUUGAAAAGACGAGCAUUUUUUACCCCCAUUCUAUUUUAUUUCAUUUGAUCGGUGUCGAUUUUAAUUACGAAUUUCAAAAUGAAUUCCAAUAAGCCAGUACCUGAACCUGAAAUCAUCCCUGAUAUUCUUCUUGAUCCUGGCACCAAAAAACGUUACGUGAGAGGCAAAUUUCUUGGAAAGGGUGGGUUUGCCAAAUGCUAUGAGCUCACAGACAGCGCUACCAACCAGAUCUUCGCUGGCAAAAUAGUUUCCAAGCAGCUUCUGCAAAAGCAGCACCAGAAGGAUAAGAUGGCCCAGGAGAUUUCUAUUCAUCGCUCGCUGGUCCAUAAACACGUUGUUGGAUUUUACAGUUUUUUUGAGGACAGUAACUUUGUCUUCAUUGUUUUGGAGCUUUGCAAAAGAAGGAGUCUCAUGGAGUUGCACAAAAGAAGAAAGGCGAUCACUGAACCUGAAGCUCGCUGCUUCAUGCACCAACUUUUUCUUGGUGUUAAGCAUCUCCACGAACACAAGAUCAUACACAGAGACUUGAAACUGGGUAAUAUUUUCCUCAAUGAAGACAUGGAGCUGAAGAUUGGAGACUUUGGCCUUGCAACAAAGUUAGAUUUUGAUGGUGAAAGGAAAAAGACUCUGUGUGGCACUCCCAACUACAUUGCACCCGAAGUUUUGUGCAAAAAAGGCCACAGUUACGAAGUGGAUAUUUGGUCUAUGGGCUGCAUUUUAUACACUUUAUUGGUUGGGCAUCCUCCCUUUGAAACACAGUCGCUCAAGGAUACCUACAGCAAAAUCAAAAAGAAUGAGUUUCAUGUUCCGUCUCGUAUUGGUCCUCUGGCUCGUACUCUUAUCAUCAAAAUGCUUCAAGCAGAUCCUAGCAGCCGACCCACCGUGGAUCAAUGUUUGAACGACGACUUCAUGACUCAGGGUUACAUGCCUUCGCGCCUGCCUUUGUCUUGCUUGACUAUGCCACCGCGAUUUGAUCCUCGUCUCAACAACAGUCUUAUUGCCGUCCGUCGACCUCUCGGCGAAAUCAACCGGGAUUCCCCUCUUAUUUCCAAUGAAGUACAAGGCGUCAAGGGCGAACCAGUUAACUCACCAGCCACUGCCGACACACCAUUUCCGGCCGUUCCAUCAGGCCCAUCGCCUCAGCAACUGCUCCGCGACUUGCAGCAACAACUUUUCAAACUUUUCACCUCGAAACCCAACGAGAAAAUUCCAUUCCUCAUGGAUGAGGCCGAAGAUCCUGCUGCCAUUCCGAUGGUGUGGGUUUCCAAAUGGGUCGACUAUUCUGACAAGUACGGCUUUGGUUAUCAGUUGAGUGACGACACGAUCGGUGUCAUUUUCAACGAUCUCACCAAGCUGCUAUUGCACGUCGAUGGAAAAGCCAUUCAGUACGUCGAACGAGAUGGUAUUGAAAAGUACCACACACUGGACUGCUACCCUCCUCAGAUGGAGAAAAAGAUGAAGCUGUUGGCUUACUUUCGGUCCUACAUGCAAGAGAAUUUAAUCAAAGCUGGUGGCUCCGUCCUUCCGAGAGAAGGUGACGAACUUAUCCGCCUACCAUUCCUUCGGCAGUGGUUCCGUACCUCGCGGGCCGUCGUAAUGCAUCUGACCAACGGCACGUUACAGGUCAAUUAUUUCCGAGAUCACGUCAAAAUUAUUCUGUGUCCUUUGAUGGGAGCCGUCUCAGUUAUUGAUGAAGACAAAAAUUUCCGAACAUUCCGGCUCACAUCUCUAGCCCAAUACGGCUGUUCAAAUGAUUUACUACAGCGGUUGGAGUAUGUGCGCGAAAAAAUUUCGUUUCUUUUAGCGCCCAAGUCGCAGACUCACGGUGUCCGCGCCAAGUGAUUUUUUCUUUUUACAUAUAUAUUUCUUUUUAAUGUGAAUAUUCGCCCAAAUCCCAGCUCUUAAUUUUUUAUUUUUUUCAUAUUUUCUGAAUCGUUUUAAAAAUGUGAAACUGCCUCGAGUUGUUUUAAAAUUGAACAUCUAUCUCCCAUACUUCAAAUUCUCUUUCUCUUUUACGGUUUUUUUUUUGCGUUAGAAAUGGUAGAUAAUCUCCCCAUUAUUCUUUUACCUAAAGUAAUACACGUAGUUUUUAAAGUAA